AUGUAUACACCAUCACUAAAUUUCUAUAUUGAAGAGUUGAUAAAUAAAGAUAAAUUAUUUCAAGAAGAGCUUGAUAUCAUUACAGAAAAUGCAAAAUUCAAUUUAUCCAAUUCUAAACAACAAUGGCAAGAUAUGCUUUCCGCUGAUAGAGCAAAUUUGAAAAGGAUUUAUGAAGAAUAUCAACUAUAUGAAAAAAAGAAAAAGGAAAUAUCUGAAAAAUCCAAGGAGGAAAAGAGGAUUCAAUCAGAAGUCAAAGAAUUAGAAAAUCGUAAAAAUUUAUUAAAUAAUCAUAAAAAUAUAUUAGUAAAAAAAGUUGAAAGUAUUAGGAAAAAAGUUCAAAAACAAAAGGAUGCUUUAUCAGUAAAAAAGAAAAAAUUGGAGGAAAAUUUUGCAAAAAAUGAACCAGAAUUAGAAUUGUAUAAGAAUAAAUUGGCAAUUGAUGUUAAAGGUUUACAAGGUUCACCAGAUGAUUUAGUCAUUUUUGAAUUUUCAUGUAUUUAUAAGAAUGAACCUUCCCGUACUUGUCAUUUUAUUUUAAAUGUUACUGAUGAUGAUUAUAAAGUGUUGAAUUGUAGUCCAAUGGUAAAGGGGUUGAAUGAAAGUUUGAUGAAGUUAAAUAAAACACGUGAUCUUGUAAAAUUUGUUAAAGAGAUGAGGAAGGCUUUUUCUGAUCAUGCAAAGACUGCAGUUGAACCCUGA
Messenger RNA from Entrophospora sp. SA101, 699 nucleotides. The record is from the annotation of a GenBank genome assembly. Lineage: Eukaryota; Fungi; Glomeromycota; Glomeromycetes; Entrophosporales; Entrophosporaceae.